This is a messenger RNA of Babjeviella inositovora NRRL Y-12698, 1016 nucleotides long. It is a transcript of the gene CDC21, whose product is annotated as thymidylate synthase. NCBI's taxonomy places the organism in Eukaryota, Fungi, Ascomycota, Pichiomycetes, Serinales. The transcript has a single exon. Gene Ontology annotation, molecular function: thymidylate synthase activity. The record is from RefSeq and is a predicted model, not a curated record. Gene Ontology annotation, cellular component: mitochondrion; cytosol. The annotation marks the transcript as partial. Gene Ontology annotation, biological process: dTMP biosynthetic process.
AAAUGACUAACCACGAAGAACAAGCCUACUUAGACCUCUGUAAGAGAAUCAUCGAAGAGGGCGAAAGCCGCCCAGACAGAACUGGAACCGGGACUGUUGCGUUGUUCGGCCCGCCACAAUUACGGUUCGAUCUCCGGAACGACGCGUUUCCGUUGCUCACCACCAAGCGCGUUUUCUCAAGGGCUAUCAUCCUCGAGUUGUUAUGGUUCAUCCAAGGGUGCACCGACGGAAAGAAGUUGUCCGAACAGGGCGUUAAUAUCUGGGAGGGCAAUGGGUCGCGGGAGUACUUGGACUCGAUAGGCUUGACCCACCUCAGAGAAGGCGAUUUGGGCCCGGUAUACGGGUUCCAAUGGAGACACUUUGGGGCCAAAUACGUGGAUUGUGACACGGAUUACACAGGCCAGGGGAUAGACCAGUUGGCGGAAGUGAUCCACAAGUUGAAACACAACCCGUACGACAGAAGGAUCAUCAUGAGCGCAUGGAACCCGGUGGAUUUCUCCAAGAUGGCGUUGCCUCCGUGCCACAUGUUUGUACAGUUCUACGUGAGCUUCCCUAAAGAUGCGACGCCAUUGUUAAACUGCUUGCUCUAUCAGAGAAGCUGCGACAUGGGUUUGGGGGUUCCGUUCAACAUCGCAUCCUACGCGUUGUUGACCAAGAUGAUCGCCAAGGUGGUGGGCUACGAGGCUGGUGAGUUCAUACAUACCAUGGGGGAUGCCCACGUGUACAAGGACCACAUCGAAGCCUUGGAGGAGCAGAUGAAAAGGGAACCGCUCCAGUUUCCCAAGUUGGUGAUCACCAGAGACAUCACUAGCAUCACCGACUUCAAGUACGAGGACUUUGAGAUUGUUGGUUACGCUCCUCACAAAAAAAUCAACAUGAAGAUGAGUGUUUAGGCUAGUGUUAUGUGUUUACAUGAACGAAUGCAGGAGCAGGAUAAGUGACAGUAAAUGCAAAGUAGAAUUUAUCGGUGGUAUCUUUAUUUGAGCUUGUUUCAGAAUAUGACUUAGAUCACAAGU